GACAGUGGCGAGACGACACUCCCCUUUAACAUCAGCAGCAACACUCUAACAGACUGACCAGCUCCCGUUCAGCCGCCAGAAGCAGAGCUCCCGCUGCGUGGAUGCGUGGAAGACCCCCUGGUCUGGUUGGAAGGGGGAGAAGUUUCCCCAAAGACGAGUCUGGAUCCAGCUGAGAGACGAUGCCUUCUUCCUUUAGACGGGUCUCACAGGUGGCUCUGUGGAUUUGCUGAUUUUUAUUUUAUUUUUUAAAAUUUCUUAUUUUUCCAAGUUAUUCAGCGGGGACAGGGAGAGAUUCUGAGUUAGAGGAUGCUCCCACAAGUCAUUCGGAUUUUGUAUGUCUUGUCUUUUUGCGUCUUCCAAGGAGGCUUCAUCAGAUUGAGCUCCUGUAAGGAGGAGACAAAGCCCCCCGGCCGGGCCGAACCACAGCUUUCACCUUCUGACUUCCUGGACAAGCUCAUGGGGAGAACGUCAGGAUACGAUGCACGCAUCAGACCCAACUUCAAAGGCCCUCCUGUGAAUGUCACCUGCAAUAUUUUUAUCAACAGCUUUGGGUCUAUUACAGAAACUACCAUGGACUACAGACUCAACGUGUUUCUACGGCAAAAUUGGAACGACCCUCGAUUGGCGUACAGCGAAUACCCAGACAACUCCCUGGACCUGGAUCCUUCCAUGCUGGACUCGAUCUGGAAACCUGAUCUGUUCUUUGCAAAUGAGAAGGGAGCCAAUUUCCAUGAGGUCACGACCGAUAAUAAGCUGCUGCGGAUUUUCCACGAUGGCAGCGUUCUGUACAGCAUCAGGUUGACUCUAAUCCUGUCCUGCCCUAUGGACUUGAAAAAUUUCCCAAUGGACAUUCAGACCUGCACCAUGCAGCUUGAAAGCUUCGGUUACACCAUGAAUGACCUGAUCUUUGAGUGGCUGUCUGACAACCCUGUUCAAGUGGCUGAUGAUCUCACACUCCCACAGUUUGUGCUGAAAGAAGAAAAGGACUUGGGUUACUGCACUAAGCACUACAACACAGGUAAAUUCACCUGCAUUGAGGUGAAGUUCCACCUAGAACGGCAGAUGGGUUACUACUUGAUCCAGAUGUACAUCCCUUCGCUCCUCAUCGUUAUUCUGUCCUGGGUGUCCUUUUGGAUAAACAUGGACGCUGCGCCAGCCAGAGUUGGUCUGGGUAUCACCACAGUGCUGACGAUGACCACACAGAGCUCUGGUUCUAGAGCUUCUCUGCCGAAGGUGUCCUAUGUGAAGGCCAUUGACAUAUGGAUGGCAGUGUGCCUUCUGUUUGUGUUCGCCGCCUUGCUGGAGUAUGCAGCCGUCAACUUUGUCUCGAGGCAACACAAGGAGUUCAUCAGGCUGAGGAAAAAGCAACGGCAGCAGAGAAUAGAGGAGGAACUCAUGCGGGAGAGCCGAGGAUUUUACUUCCGUGGUUAUGGACUCGGUCACUACCUGCAAGCCAAAGACGGGACCGCCGUGGAAGGGCCCACGGUGUUCUCCCGUUUGCCCCCAGUCACUAUAUACGACGGUGAAGUCCUUCACAAGCGUUUCGUUGACCGGGCCAAACGGAUCGACACCAUAUCCAGAGCCGUCUUUCCCUUGAGCUUUCUCAUAUUCAACAUCUUCUACUGGGUCACCUACAAAGUGCUGCGACACGAGGACAUCCAUGCAAACUUGUAAAACGCUUUCUGCUGACAUUAUGUUAAUGUUUUUUUCUCAGAACCAAAACUGCCUGUUUGACCCAUUACAGUGAGUAAAAAAAAAAAAAAAAA
Messenger RNA from Xiphophorus maculatus (southern platyfish), 1766 nucleotides. It is a transcript of the gene glra4a, whose product is annotated as glycine receptor subunit alpha-4-like. The coding region runs from base 307 to 1674 and encodes 455 amino acids. The transcript is spliced from 9 exons. Gene Ontology annotation, biological process: regulation of membrane potential; chloride transmembrane transport; signal transduction. Lineage: Eukaryota; Metazoa; Chordata; Actinopteri; Cyprinodontiformes; Poeciliidae. Gene Ontology annotation, cellular component: neuron projection; plasma membrane; synapse. Gene Ontology annotation, molecular function: glycine binding; transmitter-gated monoatomic ion channel activity; transmembrane signaling receptor activity. The record is from RefSeq and is a predicted model, not a curated record.